AUGAUUGCUGAGAGAUACAGGUUGCCGUUUAACGAUUAUCCGCCAAGUUGUUUUUUGAGGAAUAAUGCAUCCUCUUUUAAACACCCAGAAUUCGUGAAUGAAGCCAUUUUAGAGCUAUUGGAUAACGGUUGCAUUAAGGAACACAGUUCACCGCCUUUUUGUGUCAACCCAUUAACAGUUGCAGAAGGAAAAAAGCUACGCCUUGUUAUAGAUCUUAGACAUGUUAACACGUAUCUAGCUAGAACUAAAUUCAAAUACGAGGACUUGCGGUCAUUAUCUCAAGUUAUAGAAGAGGGCUCCUGGUUUUUCACUUGGGAUUUUAAAUCCGGCUAUCAUCACGUAGAUAUUCUCGAAGAGCACCAGAAGUAUCUAGGAUUUUCCUGGCAAUUUGGCAAUGUAGUCCGCUAUUUCACAUUUUGUGUUCUGCCAUUCGGGCUAGGUAGUGCAUGCUUUUGCUUCACUAAAUUGAUGCGCCCCCUUGUGAAGCGAUGGCGCUCAAUGGGGCACGUGACUUUUAUUUAUCUAGACGACGGUUUCGGUAGCCAGCCUGAUAAAACAUCUGCGUGCGCAGCCAGUUUAAUUCAGCGCAAAGAGCUGCACUCAUCAGGUCUUCUAUGUAAUUGGGUUCCUAUGCAAAUUGGCGAAUGGCUCGGUUUUUUGAUAAACACGAUUGCUAUGGUAUAUCAAAUUCCAGAAAAGAAACUGUCUAAGCUUAAAGGUCUACUAGAUUUAUGCAUCUCUGAUGGGCACUGCACAUAUCGCUUUCUGGCAAAGAUUGCAGGGUCGGUUAUCUCGUGCGCGCUAGCCGUUGGUCCCAUUGCGCGCCUUUUUACCCGUCAAAUGUAUUUAACAAUCGAAACGAGGUUAUCUUGGGACAGCGUCGUGCAUUUUUCACCCGGUUUAUUGGAGGAACUUAGGUUCUGGUAUUUAAACCUAGACUGUUUCAAUGGCUAUUCCAUUCGUCCACCACCUACGUCAUCUACUUUAGUUUUUUCAGAUGCCAGUGAUUCAGGUUUCGGCGGUUAUUCUGCGUCUCUAGACGGUAGUACAGUUAGUGGUAUGUUUACUUCCACAGACAUCGGUCAAAGUUCUACUUACAGAGAAUUGAAGGCUAUAUAUUACGUGUGUUUGGCAUACUUGGGUCAGUUACGGAAUAAGAAGGUUAAAGUGUUUACCGACAACCAAGGUGCUGCCCGUAUAGUUUCUAUUGGUAGCUCCAAAGCGCACUUGCAACGCGUAGCUUUGGAUAUAUUUCAGAUUUGUUUACGUAAUAAUAUAGUCCUAGAAGCACAGUGGAUUCCCCGUUCAGAAAACGAAAAGGCUGAUCUCCUUAGCAGGUUUCUCGAUAAAGAUGAUUGGUCUGUACCUUCUUCGGUUUUCAAUCUGUUAAAUCACAAGUGGGGUCCCUUUACAAUCGAUCGUUUUACGUCCUACUAUAAUGCGCAAUUACCAAGGUUCAAUUCGAGAUUCGCAUCUCCCGGUUGCUGCGCUGUUGAUGCUCUUGUUCAGAAUUGGAGCAACGAGAAUGACUGGUUAUGUCCACCAAUCAAUUUGAUCGUCCCUUCAUUGAGAGUUUUGGAAGCUUGCCGUGGCAGAGGCACUUUGAUCGUUCCUGAGUGGCCAUCGUCUUAUUUUUGGCCAUUCUUACACCAGUCCAACGGCCAAUUUCCACAUUUCAUUAAGGAUGUUUUUGUUCUUCCCAAAAUCUCCGACCUACUUGUCGAGGGACCCGGACAGAAAGCGGUAUAUACUAGGAAACGAYCGGUGUUAACAGGUUGUSCGAGUUUUAAYAUGCUCGCUCUUCGAUUAGAUUUCACCAAUUAG
Exaiptasia diaphana is the source of this 1824-nucleotide messenger RNA. Its product is annotated as retrovirus-related Pol polyprotein from transposon gypsy. NCBI's taxonomy places the organism in Eukaryota, Metazoa, Cnidaria, Anthozoa, Actiniaria, Aiptasiidae. Gene Ontology annotation, molecular function: nucleic acid binding. The record is from RefSeq and is a predicted model, not a curated record. The transcript has a single exon. The coding region runs from base 1 to 1824 and encodes 607 amino acids.